CACCUCUUUCUCUGUCUUUCUCUCCUAUCCUAACCAACAUGGCCGCUAAGUCGGAUGGAGCAGCGGUGUCUGUGGAAGAUGACAACACGCCCAAGAGCCUCUCGGAGCCGGGGAACCCCGCCGCCCGGCCCCGCUGCACCGCCGCCGGCGGGAAACCCUACACCCUGCUGGACUGCUGCUGGGUGCUCUGCGCCCUGCUCGUCUUUUUCUCCGACGGCGCGACCGACCUGUGGCUGGCCGCCGACUACUACCUGAGAGGCGACUACUGGUGGUUCGGCUUGACUCUCGUCUUCGUCGUGGUGCCCUCCGCUGUCGUCCAGGUAUUGAGUUUCAGGUGGUUCGUGUAUGACUACUCGGAUCUGAGCGGCGGGGACGGAGCGGCGAGUGGCAGCGGGACCGGCGCGGGAGCGGCAGGCGCGGCAGCCGGAGCAGCCAAGGCGGGCGACAACACUUUAAGCACCAAGGACAGCGACCAGCGAGGUGGGAGCGCGGCGGCGGGGAACGCUGCGAAUGUUACCCCGAUUUACACGUCCUCUGCCCCGCCUGCGACGGCAGUGAGAGUCGCCCCCCCCCAGAGAUGCUGCACCGUCUGCAUGUGGGUCUUUCAAACCGUGCUUCACGUCCUGCAGCUGGGGCAAGUCUGGAGGUACAUCCACGCCCUCUACCUGGGCGCCCAGAGCCGUUGGCACAGCAACGGGCCCCGCCGCCACUUCCACUGGCGGCUGAUGUUUGAGAGCGCUGACAUCACCAUGCUCCGUCUCCUGGAGGCAUUCCUUAAAUCGGCACCACAGCUCGUCCUCCAGCUGAGCAUCAUGAUCCACGGAAACACCGUCCUCCCUCUGCAAGGUCUCUCAGCCUCGGCCUCCCUGGUCUCUCUGGCCUGGAUGAUCGCCUCCUACCAGAAAGUUCUCCGGGACUCCCGCGACGACAAGCUGCCCAUGUCCUACAAGGCCGUGAUCGCCCAAAUGUUGUGGCACUUCUUCACCAUCGGGGCGAGGACUGUGGCCUUUGCCCUCUUCGCCUCCGUCUUCCAGCUCUACUUUGGCAUUUUCAUCGUCAGCCACUGGUGUGUCAUGACUUUCUGGAUCAUCCAAGGUGAGACCGACUUUUGCAUGUCCAAGUGGGAGGAGAUCAUCUACAACAUGGUGGUGGGCAUCAUCUACAUCUUCUGCUGGUUCAACGUCAAGGAGGGUCCCAGCCGCUUCCGCAUGACCGUCUACUACUCUGUGACGCUGGCUGAGAAUGUGGCACUGACCGCUGCCUGGUACACCUACCGCGGCCCGCACACCUCCGACUCCUACGCCCUGGUCGUGGUGUGUCUGGUGGCCUGCAGCUUUGCUCUGGGAACCUUUUUCAUGUUGGUGUAUUACUGCUGGCUGCACCCUGAUGGGCCAGUUCUGGGCUCACAGUGGGGAGGCUGUGUGGAUGAGGGCGUGGUGGGUGCAGGAGGGGUGGCGGGAGUGAUUGAUGCUUGCCUCACCCCAUCACAAGGGUCCCAAACAGACAUGGUCAUUACCAGCCCUCCGAGGACUCUCCCCAGGACUAAAGACACAGGGGAGCCGGUUCCCGGAGAGAGAGACAGGGACAAGGAGAGAGACAGGGACAGUUGCCUGCCUGUCUUCCAGGUUCGUCCUUCCCCUUCCUCCUCUCCCGCACUCCUCCACAGGACCUCCUCUUCAUCCCGUGCGCAGGAGGGCCCUGUGAUCCGGAUUGACCUCCCAAGAAAGCGAUACCCAGCCUGGGAUGCUCACUUUAUUGAUCGGCGCCUCCGCAAGACCAUCCUGCUUCUGGAGACGUCAUCAGCCGUCAGCCCCCGGAUACAGUACAGGAGUAGCAUGAUGGGCAGCAAAGAGGUAUUAGAAUAUGAAACAACUGUCUAAGCCAAUAGGGGCUCUUAAACUUAAAAAUGCAGUCUGGGACCAAGGCUCAGCCUGAGAUCAGUUCUCAUCCCAGGACUGCCUACACCAGGAGAAGCAUGGAAAGGAGACACAGUGUCAGUCAACUCCUUUUAAGAAAAGAGGUUGUCAGAACUUGAUUGUAAAAUGUGAAGCGCAAUCUGGGACCAAGGCUCUGCCCUUAGGACGCAGUCUGGGAGUAAGUAGCAUGAAUGAGCCGUGGGAAGUUAAUGGAGUAACUCUGAACUGGGAUAAUCUUCAUCUUUUCUAAAAGCUUGGAGGUGAGAAAUUUAAUCUCUCAUCCGGGGACCAAGGAGUGUUAGAUUUAGUUUCAUCCUGUACGGUCAUUACAACAAAGUAAAAGGAUUUGAGAGCAAUGAAGUUGCAGAGUCUGAGAUAACUGAAAAACAGUCUGCUGCAUGAACUUGAGCCGUGGACCCCGGAGACUCAACAGAGACUUACCAGGGAACGUUUAGAAACUGGCUGCUAGAGUUUGCCCGGGACAUGCAAUCAUUUUGGUCUGGCAGCAAAAUUAGACACUGGCAGUGAAUAGAGACUGAUUAUCCAAUAAAUACUGCUUGAGUGAUUUGCAGGUCAAAAGAUGCAUCAAGAUCUACCUUAAAACUGGGCUGAAUUUGGUUGAAAAUGGAGGUCCUUUUUUCUUUUAGGAAUCUAGGUUACAUACAGUGUAAUAGAGAUGUUGUUUCAACAGCAAUUAAAUGAGUAUAUUUCAGUGUGAACCUAAACAUAACUACAGGAUGAAUUAAAACUGUGAAUGUGAAUGAAAAAAUGGUUAUUUUAACAGAGAUAUCUCACCUUUCAACCAGCUAUAGCCCAAUUUUAACCAGUUACAUACCUUUGACCUCCAAAUCACAAAUUAAUUGCUAGUUUGGUGCAUCAGGCUUCAUACUGUAAGAAAAGCAAUGACUUUGAAAAGUAUAAACACAGAAAGUGAGAGUGAGAGAUAAUAAUAUUUUUCUUUUAUCCCAUCAUUCUUCCAAAAGAUUGCAUGUCCCUACCAACAUUUGCUAACCAUCCUCUAAGCACUAUCAGCGGUGUCUAAAGAGAAAUACAGUCUCAUGAGAACACAAAAAUCCAUCUAAUGUAGGCUCACGACUCAGUCUAGGUCCAGAUUGUUUCUGAAAUGUAGGCCUGAGAUACAAGUGAUAACAGUCACCCAUCCAUAUGUGCUACAAAAGCAGCCAUAGCAAAAGUCCCACAGUUUACAUCCCAGCUACACCGUCACCGACCUGAGAAAGGACUUGUUUGGAAAAAAAAAUCAAUCAGGACUGGUGGACGACUUCUGCAGUGGCUGCUACCAUAUGGCAUGCUGUAACUCACCACAAACAGGCCUGUGAUGUACAGUUGAAUAAAUACAGAUGUCAGAUAUAAGCUAUUAUAAUAAGCUGUAGUUAGGUGAUGAAUGACGUUUGGGUGAAGAAGCUUCGUUUACUCUUAAGAGUCUAAAUUUCGCCCAGAGUUUUUUCGAAUACAUUACAUAUAGGGGGGUGAAGGGGGGAUGUCGUGAGCAACCUCAUUAUGCUAUGAAAACAUUUUCCAGUGUUUGGUUUUUGGGGGGGAACAGUAGCUGGAAAGAAAUGUUUUUAAUCAUGUCAACCAACCUUAAAGAUUUCUAGAAGGGUUAGUUGGAAUGUGAAAACCCUUGAACACAUCCAGUUAGUGGUUAAUACAAGAAAAAACAUGUGCUUAAAAAAACUGAAAGAUGCAAAAUACCAUGACAUUUUUGCAGGCUAACUAGUUAGCAAUAGCUGCUGUUUUUUGUUAUAAUGUAUACAAUGUUGACAUGGAUUGACCUUUCGCAAAGGUGGUGUUGUUUACAAAAUGAAACCAUGUACAGGCCUUUGAUUCAAAGUAGUUUUUGGUAGAUUCAGGUUUGGACUGAGGUCACUAGAGUGAUGAAAAAAAUACAUCUGGUCCAACAUAUGCCUGGGUCCUCAGCCAUAUCGGGCGUCUUGCCCAUAUACUUCCGCAUGUGGGUAGAGUCCUACUGUUAUCCUCUGAUAUUGUCUGAUAGUCUGAAGGUUUUCUGUGUGCGCACCAGAAUUGGUCCAGAUGUGGGAGUAGCAUCUUACAAUCAUGCUGUAUAUGGGCCAGAUAAGGGCAGUGGAACCAGGCGUAUACUGGGCCAGAAGAAAACAAGCAUGUGGCCCAUGUAUGGGUUGGAUUUAUUUUACUAUCUGGACUUCAGCUGAGCCGAAUCAGUUACCAACUUUAAACGCAGAACCUCCCAGGUAUGAAUGAGUGUUAAUAUCAAUCAGAAGCAGCUGGAUGCUGAGAAAGUCGAGCAGGGUCAGCAACAAUACCUGAAGGAAGAACAGUUUAAAAAGAAAACACUAGCAUCAAAGCUAACCUCUGUCCUCUGUCAUAUAACACAACACAUUUCUCUUCGGCAGUCUCUCUUUGAAGUUUUUUUUCAAAGACAUUUUUUUCCUUUAAAAGCCUUUAGGGUUAGUCUGUGCAUUUAAGGUGAACUGAUGUGUUAUGAAGUGGGAGGUUGUUAAGUCCAGCCCAGAAACACGUAAUCCGGUGUUGGUGAUUAUUAAUAGCGAUGCACUUGAAAAAAGCAUGUUCAUCAAAACACGUUUGAUGAUUUGAAAUACUGUGCAGUGACAAAGGCUCCCAGUUAAUGAUAUAAUUUAACUGGUUUGUACCUUAGUAGCUGUGAUGUGAAGAUUUUUAUGUUACAACCCAACAAGCAUUUAGAAGAUGUCCAUGUUCAGGGGGUCACCAAUUAAUGGUUGACUGGCACAAGCACAAAAAACAAAAUUUUAUGGCACAGUAAAACCUGUUAGACUGCUAUGAACUUGUGUCAAAAAUAUGUAAAUUCUAGAUAUUCAACAAGCUGCUGAACAUUUAUGAACCUGUUACCAUCUCCACCCUGAUUUACAAUAAGAAGAAAAUCUAAACAGUUCCCUCCUGCUGUCCAGAAUGGUUUUAGUUAUCAAUUUUAUGCUGAUGAUGCAUGUGUAUAAUCUGAGGUGUUACGGGGACUCCCAAUGCUAAAACCUCUAGUAUCAUGUGGACUUUAGGUCGAAGAGCAGAGCAAUCACUAAGAGCAGUUUAUAUACUUACUUUUCAACGAUGCAUUUUCAUAUGAGCAGCAUUGUUCACGUACUUAUCUAUGUCUAUCUGGAGGAUAGGAGAAGGAGCAUAGACGAGGGCCAAAUUAUCCCUGGCUCUUCCUUGAAAACUGAAAACUUUUUUUUUGUAUCAGUGAAGAUUUUGGCCUGAUGUUCGUUAGGAAUCAUUCUCUCAGGGGGUGUUUGGUGGCCCAACGGUUACGCAACAUCCAUGGUUUGAUAGCCGAAAAAAAAACUCUGAAUGAUGAUGACAUAUAUCCGCCGCGACUUUCAGGACCAUGGUUGGGUUAACUUGCUCUGGAAUCUGGAUCAAAGUCUUCAUUGAUGUUACUCAGUGGUUAAUGUUGAGAUCAAGUCACAAACAUUGGCAGAAACUUUCUGUUGUUGUCAUCGUACGAGAUUAAUCUGCUGCUGACCUUACCUCACUGCCCACUUUUUCAUGUGUCUAUUUGCAUCUUGCAGAUAUGAGAAUGUGAACAAUCUUAGGAUACACUGAGUGGCCAUCAUGCACACUCGUGCGUUGCUAAAGCAAGUAUAUAACCUCUCUCACCCUAACAAGGUUUGUGGUUGUAUGUGUGUCUCCUCUACAGGGAAGAUCAGGAAUACGAAUUAAAAAAUAAUAAUAAUGGUAAUAAUACAGUUUUAUUAUCUGGACAGUGUUGUGUCCUGCCUGAACUUGUGGAUGUUGGUACAGUGAUGACAGUCACAGUCACGGCGAUGUUAAUGGUGCUGAAAACAAUGACUCUUUGUCAAAAGUGAUCAUGUCAAACAUGAUGGGCCUGAAGGCUACGAUGUACAGAUGAUGCAUACGUUAAUCUCCCAGUCAUGGGCUGAGGGCAAGGCUUCGCUUUCUCUGAUGAACCAGUCCUUUGUCGUUGAGGUAAAAUAAGUUAAAAGUGGUUCGCUGGUUAUAUAUUGACUUGAACUUAAACAUGUUAAAAAGUGAGUUAAAAGUGAGUUAAAAAAAAACUCAAAUCAUCUUUUAUUAAUUGAUGCAAGUAUUUAUGUUUAUUUAUUUUUGUAUUUGUUUUAUAUCUAUUUAUCUAUUGUUUACUCACUCGGUGGCCAUGUCUUUGGUAUGACUCUUAUAUUAAGAUGUAAAAACUGAAAACAGAUUUUUUUUUACUCAUUCUAUAUAUCUGUAUAUACCAGAGUGGCGCUAUACUAGGACAUGUGUGUAUGAGUGUGUGUGCUUUGGUUUGUAUGUAUUGUAUGUACAGUAUGUAUGUAAGGAUGUGCUAUAAGUUUUUUUGAUAAUGCUGCUUAAACAUCCUCUGAGUGAACGAGCAGAAAAAUAAACCAGUGGUGAAAAUAUCUAUGACGAUGUUAAAAAAAGAACUCAAGCUGUGCUGAUAACUGUAGAUGGGAACAAUACUGUAGUAAACAUGGUUGAACAGCCGUCGAAUAAAC
Molecule: messenger RNA, 6406 nt
Organism: Seriola aureovittata
Lineage: Eukaryota; Metazoa; Chordata; Actinopteri; Carangiformes; Carangidae
Gene: xkr7b
Product: XK, Kell blood group complex subunit-related family, member 7b
Exons: 4
Coding region: 39-1880 (613 amino acids)
Biological process (GO): apoptotic process involved in development; phosphatidylserine exposure on apoptotic cell surface; engulfment of apoptotic cell
Cellular component (GO): plasma membrane
Source: RefSeq, a predicted model, not a curated record